AUGACCGAGACCACCGUCAGACUUCAUAUCACCCCCCUAACUCCUGAUAUCCUCCCGGCCGUCCUGCCACCCUCCCUCCGCCAAACCGCUACCGACAUUUCCUUCCACACGAUUCCCACAUUCCCCGAAAACAGUUACGGCUAUAUUACACUCCCCGCCAUGGACGCCGAGAAGAUCAAGAAGAAGCUCAAUGGCUCUAUUCUCAAGGGCAAGAAAUUCAAGGUCGAGGCUGCCCGUCCUUCGAAGAGAGAACGGGACGCCGAGGAUGUUGACGCCGGAGCUCGCUCGGACGAAGAGAAGAAGGAGAAGAAAAAGUCCAAGAAGCGUAAGUCCGAGGAGCAAGAAGACGGUGUGCUAGAGGGCUACGAGCUCCCCUCCGACCGCAAGGUCAAGCGUGGAUGGACAGAGCCUUCCAAGAAGGACCGACGAAGGGCUGAGAAGAGCAAGAGCAAGGGCGAUAAAAAGGAAAAGCCCCAGUCCAAGUCCAAAUACACCGAGAAGGAGGAGUGUCUAUUCCGAGCGACGAUCCCUCCCAAUCGCAAGUCCCUGGACGCUAUCGACGAGAAAAAGGCCAAGAAAGUAAAGAAAGGCUCUGAGAAUGUUGUCCACGAGUUCGCCAAAGCAACCACCUACCCCAGCUUCCUCCGCACAUCAGGCGAGAAUGCUGUCCCAACGUCUGAAUUUGACGAAGGGAAAGGCUGGGUGGAUGCUUCGGGCAAGGUGAAGGAGGCUGCGAGUGAAAAGGCUCGCAGACAUGACUACCACCCAGGACAAAAGGCGGGUGCCAAAGUGAAGAAAGCAGAGGUCCAAAAUUUGGUGAAGAAGAAGGAAAAGUCUCCAGAGCCUGAGAGUGAAUCUGAAGAUUGGACUUCGUCCAGUGGGUCUUCCUCUGAGAGUUCUGACUCUGAGAGUUCCGACUCUGAGAGCGAAGCCGAUAGUUCGUCUGAUGAUUCAUCUGAUUCCUCUGACGAGGAAGCGGAGGAAAAGACAGUCCCCACAAAAGAGACCACAAAGCCAGCUCCUGCCCCUGUGCCCGAGAAAGCUUCUGACGCAUCAAGUUCAGACUCGGACUCGGACUCGGAUUCUGAUUCUGAAAUGGCUGAUGAGUCUGCUCAACCAGUGGAAGAAUCUUCAACCCAAGAGGUUCAUCCUUUGGAAGCACUCUUCAAGAGACCUGCUCCCGCAUCAACCGAGGAAGUCGCAGCACCUGCUCCCACUGCCGGGUUCAGUUUCUUCGGCGGCGACGAUAUCGAAUCCGAAGAUGAGCCGCAGUCUGCAGAGCCUCAAACCCCCUUCACGCCAUUCACCAAGAAGGAUCUCCAAAUCCGAGGCUUGCGUAGUGCAGCACCUACACCCGACACUGCUAUGGUGAAUCGCCGGAUGAACUGGACCGAGGCGGAUGAGGAGGAUGAGGAGGAGGAAGAGAUCUCUAUUGAUACCCCCGUUUCUAAACCUCGGGAGAAGGAAGCGCCCAAGGAGGAGACUGAGUUUGCCAAAUGGUUCUGGGAGAACCGUGGCGAGAACAAUCGUGCCUGGAAGAAGAGGCGACGCGAUGCGGCCAAGGAGCAGAGACAGAGAGAGAACCGGAAGAAGGCACCAACAUCCUUCUGCAAAUGCACCUGCUUCUCAAACAGCACAAUCAUCCCCCUGGACCCAGGCAAAUCCAGCUCCGGCACCUCCGGCCUAAACAACGUCUACCACCUCUACGAACGCGCGUUCAACACCGGACCAGACUCCGAGCUCGAUCUAGAAACUCAACAGCAACAAAAGAAACAGCAACAGUCCGAGGUUAAAACCGACUCUGAAGGAAAUGAUAUAAUCACCGAGCGGGCGCAGAAAUACCGCGCGUUGAGCUGUAAUGAUUGCAAUCGCAAGUUCUGUUUGGAUUAUGAGUUGCCGAUUUGUAAGGAUGCGAAGGAGGAGGAUGUUUUUACGACUUGUUUUCAGCGAGACUCCCGAAAGGACGAGGCGGUGGUAUUCAUUUUCAUCUUUGCGACUGGCGGGUUACUCGCGUGGGCUCUGCUCAAACCCUGGAUUGAGCGGUAUAUCGAGGCUGCGCGAGAACGCCGAUCAUAUAUGCCCGUGGGCGAACCCGAAAGCUAG
This is a messenger RNA of Penicillium cataractarum, 2103 nucleotides long. RefSeq lists its product as uncharacterized. The transcript has 4 exons. The record is from RefSeq and is a predicted model, not a curated record. NCBI's taxonomy places the organism in Eukaryota, Fungi, Ascomycota, Eurotiomycetes, Eurotiales, Aspergillaceae. The coding region runs from base 1 to 2103 and encodes 700 amino acids.